Phoenix dactylifera (date palm) is the source of this 2131-nucleotide messenger RNA. Lineage: Eukaryota; Viridiplantae; Streptophyta; Magnoliopsida; Arecales; Arecaceae. The record is from RefSeq and is a predicted model, not a curated record.
AUGUGGCAUGCCGGCCACUGGAGGAGGAAAAGGAGAGGAAGAGAGAGAGAGGAGAGACGGCUCGAUGGUGGCGGCUCAGUGGCAAAGAAAUUUAUAGGUGGAUUUCGGCUCAUUCACCACAGCGAUUCUCGCGCCGGUUGUGCGGAAUCGGCGGCUGUUCAAGCGGCCAUAGGGCAGCUGCAGAACGAACAUGGGGCGGCCGUGGGGCUGCCGCGGAGCGCCAACGGCGCCUCUGCUCCAUCUCGCCCGAGAAAAGUGGAGCAGGGGAUCGCAAUCGUGAUCCCCUGUUUUGCUGCUUCUAUUGCGCCAAGGGCUGGAGUCGGCUGGGCCUGCCGAUUUCAGCCUAUUAAGGCCCUAUUCUCACAAGACCAUUGCUUCCAUAAACAUUAUGAGAUAGGAUUGCUUCCAAAGUAUAAAAUGCCUCCAUCCUCCAAACCACGCGACCGGCGAACCGCGCCCGAUCAAAGGAAACCCCUCUCUCGAAGCGAUCCGAUCCCAAUUCUGGCGAAGGAAAAUCCCAAGCAGUUCUCAGCAAACCCUAUUUUCUAUUCUAUUCCUUCUCCAUUCACCUUUCCUUCUUCAUCUUCCUUGUUCUCUUCCCUCAGGAUCGUCCCCAAGCGCCUGAGCUGGGAGUUCUCCACCGCACGGGAGGGCAUCCACCACGAUCCAUCGGACCCGGACGAUUCCUCGCCGGAGGCGACCAGCAACGUGGAAGAUCCGGCGGAAACUCAUAAGCCUUUAAUCUCGGUUUCUUUCAAGAUUGACGAGAUCGUAGUGGUGGAAUCCGGCGAGCCCACCGGCGGAUGCACCGAUUCUGAUGCUGCGGAGAGGGAGGAGAAGGAGAUGGACAAAGAGAAGGUGAGGGCUGUGUUGGUGAUAGAUCGCGUGCGAGAAGCUCUGCUCGAGAUCGGUGCACCGGACUUGAGCGAUGGAUCCAAAAAGGCGGUGGAAGCUCUGGUCGAGAUCGUGAUCGGAGAUGUGGGCAUGGAUUCGAGGGCGAGAGAUGGGCUGUCGAAUCUUGACCUCUGGGCAGAUGUGCGCACCGUGAUCCUCAUUUGCCUGAUUUAGCUGCUGGUGGUGUUGUACGCCUUCGUGGCCACGGCUUUCUCGUUUGGCCGCGGACGGGAAGAAGCUUUUGUCGACUCGCCCCCUAUCUGAAUUCUUCUUCUAAUUGUUUCCAAGAAAAGAAGGGUUGGUGGUCUCGGCGUUGUGAUCGGCGAUGGACGGGCUCUAUCUUUUCACGGCGUGCCUCCAUCCGAGUUUUUGUUGUGAGAUGAUGGAUAUGGAUCAAAGCACAAAUAACUCCUGUACCAGGAUGAUAUUAAUGCCCCUUCCCAACAGCACGAUUUGGUGGGUUUUUGGCAAUGGCAUAGAGCUCCAUUUAAAAAUGGAACAAUUAUAACUUCAAUUAAGAAGAACAAUGUUAUGAUAAAACCGUUGUGAAGAAUUGUGAAGAAUUGCAGAAGGGAGGUGUCUUCAGGGAGAAGCUUCGGAGACGCAAAAACAUCAUCAUCAGAUCUCUUUCCUGAUCCUGCCAAUAGAAGGACAAAAUCCUUUGGAGGUCAGCUGAGUAUAUCAUCUGGGAAGGGCCUCUUGAUAUGGUACCAAUCUCCCAACUCUUAAAGCACUGACAUUUUUUCCUCUAAGAAAUCCACUUAUAAGAUAAAUAUAGAGAGGUGAGUCUAUUAAUUACUCUCCUUUUCUCUCUCUCUCAUUUCCAUGUUUCUCUUCUCUGAUUUACCAGUGUACCUCCGACAAUGUCAAGGGCUCUAUCAAUCGGUAAUAACCAGUUUUUUUUCAACCCCUCAGCAUCGUCCCCUUUUCUCCAUCAUCUUUCUUCUUUUUCUGUCAAAUUUCAACUUCAAAUCUACUCUGACUCAAGGCCUUUGUCACGCCGUCGCCGACCUCUCCCUCCCAGCAUCACCUUCUCAUCUUGUUGAGGAGGAUACCAUGAGCAGUAGGUUGAGCUCAUCGUUGAAAAUCUUGAGGAGGUAUACAAAGUCAAACUAGCACGUAUGAAAUAUUAAUAAAGCUCGUGUGUAUUAUCCAGACAUUAUUAACAAAAUAAUAUUGUUGACUAUGUAUUACCUUGAUUUGAGGUAUAUGUUAAUAAAGUGUAGGUAUGUAUCAA